GGUUGCAUGCCGAACAUGAAAUGGCAAAUUCAUAUAGCAACACGUGCGCAGCUAAAUCGGCCCGGAAAACGACACGUGCGUGCCGUCUUAUCUUGGCCGAUGUUAAUAUGUUAUUAGUAGUAACUCUACUAAGGUGAUCUCCAUUUGCUCUUUCAAUUCCUAACCAAACAUGGGAGGCCAAAGCCAUCUCUUUCUCCUCCACACCUCUUCCAGAGCAGCCGUUGUCCAGCGGAUCUUGGCGGCGCCAUGCACUCUCUGCAAUCCCAUCAAGAGAUACAGCGAAGGAAGUAAUGAAGGAGGAGAGGAUUUUCUUCGUCUGGCAAAGACAAAAGAUGUGCAGGCGACGGAUCAGGAGAAGGCGCCUUCAUUGGAGGACGAGUUCGAGAGGGUAGCUGAGGAGAAAUCCAAGGCAAGGGAGGAAGUCAAGGGGGCAGAGCAAGGCGUCGCCAGCCAAACAACGGAAAAAGUGUACGACGGUGCGGAGGAGGCCACCAUUGUUGACCCCUCCAAGGUUGAGUCGGCAUAGAAUAGGUACAAGGAACAUGAAGAAGGAGCUGACUAGCACAGAAAGCCACCCAGUCAUGGUGGCGUCCUAGGAACAGGCCCUUGGAUUAAUUAUAUAAUAAAAGAAAAUCAAAGUUGUAAUUUGUGUUGAAGCAGUUUGCGAUUAUAAAUUUAUAACUCAACU
Molecule: messenger RNA, 688 nt
Organism: Rubroshorea leprosula
Lineage: Eukaryota; Viridiplantae; Streptophyta; Magnoliopsida; Malvales; Dipterocarpaceae
Source: the annotation of a GenBank genome assembly